This is a messenger RNA of Aphidius gifuensis, 1146 nucleotides long. Its product is annotated as H/ACA ribonucleoprotein complex subunit 3-like. NCBI's taxonomy places the organism in Eukaryota, Metazoa, Arthropoda, Insecta, Hymenoptera, Braconidae. Gene Ontology annotation, biological process: snRNA pseudouridine synthesis; rRNA pseudouridine synthesis; positive regulation of telomerase RNA localization to Cajal body. The record is from RefSeq and is a predicted model, not a curated record. The coding region runs from base 125 to 319 and encodes 64 amino acids. The transcript is spliced from 3 exons. Gene Ontology annotation, molecular function: box H/ACA snoRNA binding; telomerase RNA binding. Gene Ontology annotation, cellular component: box H/ACA telomerase RNP complex; box H/ACA snoRNP complex.
GACCACGUUGUUUAUCUGAAUUAAAAAAAGAAAGGUUAUAAACACCUGAAAAUUUGUGCUUGUGCAAGUACAUCAUCAAGUUAAAUUAAAAUAAUUAAUUGUUAAUAAAAACAAAUUUUAAAAAAUGUAUCUCAUGUAUUAUUUGAACGAAAAAAAUGAGAGAGUUUACACACUCAAGAAAGUUGAUCCCCAGGGUAAUCCAACAUUCUCUGCUCAUCCUGCUCGUUUUUCACCAGAGGACAAAUACUCCAGAGAAAGAAUCACAUUAAAAAGAAGAUUCAACCUUCUUCUUACUCAAAAACCUCAACCAACAUAUUAAUUUUUUUUUUUUAUUUAUAAUUUAUUUGGCAAAUAUAAUGUUUUUUUAAAUUUACUUUUAUUUGUUAAUUAAUAUGUAUUUAAAAUCCUAAAUAUCUCAUUCAUCAAGAAAACAUAAAACAAUUUACUUAUAAGCUAAAUUUUUCAAAUGAUUUAUUUUUACAAUAAUUUUUAUUUUUUAUUAAAAUAAUAUUCUUUUUUUUUUCUUUUUUUGAUAGGUUAAUUUUUCAUUGUGAUUAUCAUAAAAUAUUAAAAAUAAUAUUAAAUAGUUUCUUGGAAUACUUUGAGUGACUGUAACCAUUACGUAUAUUGAAUUGACAAAAAAAUUAUUAGGUAUAAUUUAAAUGAUCAAAAUAAAAUGAGCUAAUAAUUAUUUACAUUUCAUACAAGUAAAUAAGAAAGUAUAAUUAUCAAUAUCGAGUAUUAUUAUAAUAGCCGACAAUAAUUAGGUACAUGUUUAUCAUAAAAAAACGUUGUGGAAGCUCUGUCAUGAGAUAAACCGAACAGUAAGUUCGCUUUGGGACGUUUGAUUGUUAUUUUUCAUUGUUAACAUUAACAGAAAUUCUUUAGCCAUUCAUUUUUUUUUAUACAAUUUUCUAAAUUUUAAUUAUUCACUUCAUCACUGAUGGCACUUUUAAUCAUCAAAAUAUGAAAAAGUAUAGAAUAUUUAUUAAAUGAUAAUGUAUUUUUCUUUCACACAACAAUAAUUAUUGCUGUCGUAUUAUUUCUAUGAUGAUACAUAAUGAAAAAAAAAUUUAAUUGUUCGAUUCAGAUGAUACAGCAGGUAGAACAUGAACUUGUUGAGAUUUACUGGCAUUAUAAACUUGU